Molecule: messenger RNA, 1242 nt
Organism: Oncorhynchus keta (chum salmon)
Lineage: Eukaryota; Metazoa; Chordata; Actinopteri; Salmoniformes; Salmonidae
Product: group XIIB secretory phospholipase A2-like protein
Exons: 4
Coding region: 141-770 (209 amino acids)
Biological process (GO): cholesterol homeostasis; lipid catabolic process; phospholipid metabolic process
Cellular component (GO): extracellular region
Molecular function (GO): A2-type glycerophospholipase activity; calcium ion binding
Source: RefSeq, a predicted model, not a curated record
GGUGCCGGUUGACGUGACAGAGUGAGUUGUCUCGUUCCCUCUCUCUCUCUCGGUGUUUGUGCUUCUCUCAUUCCUCCAGCUGAACUUGGUGGAUCGUCAACGCUGUGUCCCUAACUGUCCCUCCGCUUCUCUGAACCACAAUGACGCACUGGGCCUCCCUUGCUCUCCUUCUGGUUUUGAGCCUCUCCACCCAGGGGACCCUCUCCCAGGACGCUGAGGAACCUGCACCAGUGGACCCAAGCCAGGCCCCUGUCGACCCCUCCCAGGCAGAGGAUGAGGACGAGUGGGGACUGAACUCCGUUAGGGGAGGCUUUGAAGCCGUCAAUGGAUACUUUGACUCCAUGCUGGAGCUUAUGGGCGGACGCGAUGGAGUGUGCCAGUACCGCUGUCGAUAUGGUAAAGCUCCUCUUCCUCGCCCUGACUACCAGAUGCCAGAGCCCAACGGAUGCAGCGCCUACUUCCUAGGCCUUCCGGUACCCAAUAGUGUUGAUCUGGGUAUUCCUGCCAUGACUAAGUGCUGCAAUCAGCUGGACAUGUGUUACGACACCUGCGGCUCCAACAAGUACCGCUGCGACUCCAAGUUCCGCUGGUGUCUCCACAGCAUCUGCUCUGACCUCAAGAAGAGCCUGGGCUUCAUGUCAAAGGUUGAAGCCUGUGAGACGGUAGCAGACACCCUGUUCAACACAGUCUGGACUCUGGGCUGCAGGCCCUACAUGAACAGCCAGAGGGAAGCCUGCCUCUGUGAAGGAGAGGAGAGGGAUGAGCUUUAAAUUAGGGUUACAGACAUACACACACACACUCACGUAUGCAUGCAUACACACACACACACAGCUCUCCUAUUCACCAAGUAAUAUGGGAUGAUACGUCACUCCAAAUGACUGCUGGAGAUUCGAAUAAUAAUAAUAAUAUAAUAAUAAUAUAUACCAUUUAGCAGACGCUUUUAUCCAAAGCGACUUACAGUCAUGUGUCACAGUCACAUUCUACGUAUGGGUGGUCCCGGGGAUCGAACCCACUACCCUGGCGUUACAAGCGCCAUGCUCUACCAACUGAGCUACAGAAGGACCCCUAACCCGAAUUGAUUAGGGUUUUUUCAAAAGACUCAUAUUUUGGCUAUUUGUGUAAUUUAUUUUGUGUUUUACUUGGUUUUGUUUAACAGAACAAGUGCUGUAUAUUUGCAACAACUGUUUUUUUUUUUUUUUUUUUUAAUCUACAAAAACAUGUGUAAUACAAUACAAUCUUGUA